GUUAUCACCAGGUGUCAGUGUCACCCAAUAUGGCUGCACCCUUGAAGCCGUGGGAGAGAGCUGGUGUUAACAGUCAAAAUCCAGGCCCCGCUCCCGUCAACAGCAUGUCUGGGGGUACACCUGCACCAUGCUGUGUUCAGGGCACAACCAGUGCACCACCACCAGUUCCAACUCGUCCUUCUCAGAAUACAUUUGGAGCCCGUCCAUAUGCAGGAGGGUAUGGUAUGGGAAGUUCACUAGGUUACAGCCCUUAUUCCUCCUAUGGUGGUGGUAUGUAUAACAGCCCUUAUAGCUCCUAUGGCAGCUAUGGGUAUGGUGGUUAUGGAGGAGGAUACAAUAGAUUCGGUGGAAACCAGGAUUCAAUGGGAACAUUUGCCCGCCAAGCAGAGGAGAAUUCUCGGCCAGCCUUCCAGGCUAUUGAGAAUGUUGUGAGUGCAGUGACUUCUGUAGGAAUGAUGAUGGACUCGACCUUCCAGGCAGUGUAUAAUUCAUUCCGGGCUGUGAUCGGUGUGGCUGACAACAUGUCCAGACUGAGGAGUCAGCUUGUUUCUGUGAUAUCUGCUUUAGCUUUCAUUCGGACCCUUAAAUACAUCUACAGGCGCUUCUUGGAACUGCUGCGAUUGCGACCACCAGGUCAUGCAGCCCAGGCCUGGAAUGAUGCUGUCUCCCAGGCUGCAGCCAAACUGGCCCCUGGGGAACCCACACCCAAGAACAGUGCCUGGCCCAUUUUCAUGUUCUUUGGCAUCAUCCUUGGAGGUCCCUGGCUUAUCUGGAAAAUCCUCAGGUCCUUCUCAACUGGCAUUGAUGAGACCAACAGCUGGGCAAACGGGGACGAGGAUCACUUUGUUGCCCGAGCUGAGUAUGACUUCCGUGCAAGCAACAACAAUGAACUAUCCUUCACUGCCGGACAGAUGAUCAACAUUGCUCCUAAAGAGAUGCAGCCCAAGGUACGAGGGUGGCUACUUGGAUCUGUGGAUGGAAGCAAUACAGGGCUGUUGCCAGCAAACUAUUUGAAAGUGCUGGGAAAGAGAAGAGGAAAGAAAUACCAGACUCCGUCUCCCGAGGGCGUUCCAGCCCCAGCAGCCACCAUCACCCCAUCACAAAGUUCUUUCUCUCUCACUGAGCCCACCCCAAGCUCCACAACCAUGAACUCUGUGCCUGAAAGUGACCUUGACACUGUCUUCAAUGAGGGGACAUCUGCAGAGCUGGAUGCAUCUGACAUUUUAGACAAAUGUGCUUCCCAGGACAAUGACCCUGAGUGUCCUUCUGUGUCUCAGACUGUGCCUACAAAGGACUGCUGUGCUGGCAAGUCAACGUGAGGGUCGGUAAUGGAUUGUUUGUGAUUUUAUUUGUACAUGCGCGAAUCUGUGAGAUUUCUUAAUGUUGUCAAUUAUUACUUUGUACAUAUUAAUAAUAAUCCUUGGUAAGUACUUGUUAUUUCUUAUUAAAACAAAAUGGAGGGCUUUUCAGUUUAUCACCAUGCAUAUACGACAAAUUUGUUUCUCACUUUUUGCUUAUUUGCUGGAAACUUUAGCUGUGUCAUGUUGGCUGUCUUCAUAUGACUUCAGUAACAUUUUAUGCUCACCUGGAUUAAAGUCAGGUGAGUUUGUGUUAUCUAUGUCUGCCCAUUUUUAACUUUCUGCUGUGAAAAAUACAAGACCUCAUGAGCUAAAACUUUAAGAAAUAACAGCUAUGAUGUUGAUACAAAGUGCAUGAUGGCCUCAGAGAAAAUGUCAUUUCUGGCCAUCUCUCAGCCUUUUCUGCUUGAAAAAAAACAUAUAAGAUUUUUUGUCAUAGUUUGAUUUUCCUAAUUACCUAACAGCAUUUAACUUUCACGCGCCAAGUUUUGUAGUCUGACAUUUGUCUUACCUUAUACUACAAAGGCAAGAGGAAACUUUGUACGAAUGAUUCCAGAUAUGGAAUAUCUGCAUAUUUUCUCAUUUGAUUCUGAUGUAAUAUGGCCACCAUGGCCACUAUAGACUAUGAGUCAGCCAUCCUUUUUCAAAUAGGUGUUAAAUUUGGUGUGUCUAGUUAGGCAAAACAUACAUGUUCCCUGUAUAUGAAUUUUGAUCCAGAUUCAUCCUUUAAAGCGUAAUAGCCUGUGUCACCGAAGUGAAAAUGCUGUUGUACGACAUUUGGAAACCUUAUCUUUAACCCCAACCAUGCACUUGCCUACCAAUGAGUACCAUCAUGUUAUCUGCAUAUAUUGGGGAGCAAUGGCAAAAAGUAGGUUUCUGCAUGAUGUCUGAAUAAUAAUCAUCAGAUAUUGAACAUUGGAAGAGGCUUGAAGUAUCAAUCGGAUGGUCCAGACACAUAUGAUAAUCCUUCAAUAGUAUAUAUAUAUAGCAGGAAAUAGUGAAGCAAGCUCAAGCAGGCACAAUGUGUUCACAGAUAGCUGGUCAGCAAUUUUGCCAGAUUUACUGGUGUGUUGGUUACCCCAGGGCUUGUCAUAGCCGAAACAGCCAUUGCUUCAGUUGUGGAGGCAUGGGCUAUUGUCCCGCAGUAUCUCAAAGAAUGGCCUUUCCAGCCUCUACUCUUGAUAACCUUGACACUGACUGUAUUGCUUUCUUAAUAUUUGAAAAAUCAAAUGAAACUAAAAAAAGUUGAAAUUUUGAUCUUCAGGAUUACUUUGCGCGCAGGUCUCAAACUUUGUGUAGAAGAUCCAAUUGUAUUCAUGGUAUCAUUUUUCUAACGUGUAAUGCACAAAAACCUUUUGUUUCAUUUUACCUGAAUCUUUCAGGGUAUUGUAACUUGAUGCUGAUAUGUGUACCAGAAUGUUUGUCAUAAGUCAAGUGAGCUACAGAACCUGGGGUCUCAAUUUCUAUAGAUCAUUUUGAUCAUCCGGAGCAUUUUGAAGCAGUAAUCUGGGUUUUAUGCACAAACUAAUCAUGUACAAUUGUUUCUACAGGUAUACUUUCCUAUCUGUAUAGAUAUGUUGGUAUCAAAAGUGUUUCACUAUUCAGGUCAACAACAUCUACUCCAGACACUGAUUCAAUUUGCUAUCCAGUACACAGGCUGCAUGUAUAUUAAAAUUGUGUUGGAUAAAUCAUGUGCCAUCUUGUGUUGCAUAUAAAUAAAAAAAUAUGUUUGAUAUAUCACAUUUUCCCUUUUGUAUUGAGACUAAUUUGACGUAUGCAAUUAUAUAAUAUACUGUUUCAAUGCAAUUCUGAGGUAAAAUUGAUGUAACUUUGAUGUACAAAUGGAUCCUUCAUGUGGACAUUCUCAGUGUCUUGCUGUGUUUCAUCAUGCACCAGUUGUGUGGAUCACAUCUAAAUCCUUCAGUUACAGUGGCGGUGGGGUAGCCUAGUGGUUAUAGCGUUCGCUCUUCACCGGAAGACCCGGGUUCGAUUCCCCACAUGGGUACAACUUGUGAAGCCCAUUUCUGGUGUUCCCCGCCAUGAUGUUGCUGGAAUAUUACUAAAAACGGCAUAAAUCCAAACUCAGUCAGUCAGGUUUGGCUAGGCAUGACUAUAUUAUGUGGCAGUUUUAAGAUAACAGUCAACAAGCACUUUUAGAAAAGUAUGUUUGCCUAAUCUGUGAUGCUGUGCAGUAAGCACUCAGUAAUGACAUUAAAAUGAACCUGAAAAUAUUUUUCUUGUUUCCUACUGGCUCGUUAUCAUUUUUGCUAUUUUUUAUGGGUUUACAACAAUACCACCCCAGUAUUGUUGACUUCAUACUACUAAAAUAAUGUGUUGAGUGUCACCCUAGUUAACAAAUCAUUAUGUGCUUCUGAAAACAGACAUACCUGCAUACUGAAAAUUACGGUCCUUAUAAAACAUCAACACAAAAUAAGAAUCCUACCUUACCUAAUUUUUGCUUCUACUGAAAGCGUUUUGGGAGUUUAGUGUUUGUUUGUGUAUAUUUAUUUCGGUGGGUAGGGGUGUCGGUUAAGGAGGAACAGGAGGAACAUCCACCAAAAACAUGAGGUAUGGUUUGUUGGAGAUGUUAUCAGGUGUGUGUGGAAGUGAGAUGUGUAAAAUCUGUAUGUACAUCAAUCACCAAGAAUUGUACAUGGGUCUGAGCAAGGUAGCUGUUUAAAAACAAUUAUGAUUUUAUCAUUGUAUAAGAUGUUAUAGAUCAACUCAUUUUUCAGGAAAUAAAAACUCUAUAUGUUAGA
Messenger RNA from Haliotis rubra (blacklip abalone), 4117 nucleotides. RefSeq names its product peroxisomal membrane protein PEX13-like. Gene Ontology annotation, cellular component: peroxisome; peroxisomal membrane; peroxisomal importomer complex. NCBI's taxonomy places the organism in Eukaryota, Metazoa, Mollusca, Gastropoda, Lepetellida, Haliotidae. Gene Ontology annotation, molecular function: protein binding. The record is from RefSeq and is a predicted model, not a curated record. Bases 30 to 1319 code for a protein of 429 amino acids. The transcript has 4 exons. Gene Ontology annotation, biological process: protein import into peroxisome matrix, docking.